GGACGGGGCGCUUGUACAGCGCGACGGAGGAAGAUGCCGCGAUUCGUGUGUACUCAGCGCAGGCAGCAGAAGCCAGGCUCCACGGCCCUACCAGCGUUAAGAUAAUACAUCUUGGAUUUUCCAUGCCAUUGUAUUCGUGGGAUGAUUUCUACAAACAAUAUGUCAAAAUGAUAACAAAUAUUAUCAUCUUAAGUGUACUUAUUUGUAUUUCUUUAUCUUUUUGGAUUGUGUCCAUGACUGCAAGCACCUAUUAUGGUACUUUACGCCCUAUUUCUCCAUGUCGCUGGCUGUUUUCAAUUCUAAUUCCACUAAUGAUUGCUUCACGAGGAUUUAAGAAGAAAAGUCUAGAUCAUGGUGGAGCAAUAGGAGGUUUAUUAGUUGGAUUUAUUCUUACUGUUGCAAAUUACAGCUUUUUCACUGCCUUGCUCAUGUUUUUCAUUACAUCGUCCAAACUUACGAAGUGGAAAGGCGAAGUAAAAAAGAAAAUAGAUUCGGAAUACAAAGAAGGUGGGCAGAGAAACUGGGUGCAGGUUUUCUGCAAUGGUGGUGUACCUACGGAACUGGCUCUACUGUACAUGAUUGAAAAUGGACCAGGUGAAAUCCCAAUCGACUUUUCCAAACAGUAUACAGCAUCCUGGAUGUGCCUGUCGCUACUGGGUGCUUUGGCCUCCUGUGCUGGGGACACAUGGGCUUCAGAGAUUGGUACUGUUAUGAGUCAUGAACCCCGGUUAAUAACAACCUGGGAAAAAGUUCCAGUAGGUACCAAUGGUGGUGUCACUGUAGUGGGCCUAAUCUCAAGCCUGCUUGGGGGCACAUCAGUAGGAGUGGCUUACUUCAUUUCUCAGUUGAUCUUUGUGAAUGAUCUGGAUAUAUCUGCUCCACAAUGGCCAAUUAUUGUGUUUGGUGGAAUAGCUGGCUUACUGGGAUCAGUGAUUGAUUCUUACUUGGGAGCAACCAUGCAGUACAGUG
Molecule: messenger RNA, 969 nt
Organism: Gekko japonicus
Lineage: Eukaryota; Metazoa; Chordata; Lepidosauria; Squamata; Gekkonidae
Gene: FAABTP
Product: transmembrane protein 19
Exons: 6
Cellular component (GO): membrane
Source: RefSeq, a predicted model, not a curated record